Molecule: messenger RNA, 547 nt
Organism: Gordionus sp. m RMFG-2023
Lineage: Eukaryota; Metazoa; Nematomorpha; Gordioida; Chordodea; Parachordodidae
Product: single-stranded DNA-binding protein, mitochondrial-like
Exons: 5
Coding region: 27-476 (149 amino acids)
Biological process (GO): mitochondrial DNA replication; positive regulation of helicase activity
Cellular component (GO): mitochondrial nucleoid
Molecular function (GO): single-stranded DNA binding
Source: RefSeq, a predicted model, not a curated record
UCAAGCAAACCUGUAAUUUCUUAAUUAUGUUUCUCAACUCAAUCCGAAAGUUUCAUCCUUCUUCCCGAAAUUUUGAGAAAUCCUUUAAUAAUGUAAUACUACUAGGAAGAACUGGAAAAAAUGUAGAAAUAAGAGGGCCACCUGAAAAACCAUUUGCAGUUUUUUCGUUAUGUACGCAAUCACGCUUUAAAAACCCUGAAGGAAUAUGGGAUCAAAAAUCCCAAUGGCAUCGAAUAUAUGCUUUUAAACCAUUUCUCAAAGAUAUUUUAGAAAAAUAUUAUAAAAAAGGACAAAGAAUGCAUAUUCAAGGUUAUUUAAGUUAUAAAGAUAUAGUGGAUACUAAUGGAAAUACAAUUACCCUUACAUCCAUUAUUGCAGAUGAUAUAAUAUUAAUUUCUGAUACUCAAUCUUCCCGUUCUUCUGAACAAAUUUUGGAUGAUGAAUUAAUUGAAGAAAAGAAAUUAGAAGAGUUAUAAAUAUUUUGAUGAUGAAUAAUUGUGUUAAUAUGUAAAAUAUAUAUCUCAAAUUUGUAUGAUAUUAAUCAUUG